Daphnia pulex (common water flea) is the source of this 1463-nucleotide messenger RNA. Its product is annotated as carboxypeptidase B-like. The record is from RefSeq and is a predicted model, not a curated record. Bases 1 to 1290 code for a protein of 429 amino acids. NCBI's taxonomy places the organism in Eukaryota, Metazoa, Arthropoda, Branchiopoda, Diplostraca, Daphniidae. Gene Ontology annotation, biological process: proteolysis. The transcript is spliced from 8 exons. Gene Ontology annotation, molecular function: metallocarboxypeptidase activity; zinc ion binding.
AUGUCGUUGUUGUUUGCUUUAUUCGCCGUGAAUUGGGUUUUCUUUGCCUGUCACGCCGCUCCAACCGGACAAUGCAAAGCAACACGGAACACUGCCACUUCGUAUUCCGGAUUCCAGAUUUGGUCAAUCACGCCUCAUUCACAAAGCGAACAAACUGCCCUUUUCAAGAUCAUCAAAAACUACAAACUUGAGAUAUGGAAAGAGACCAAGGAAUUGGACGAUCCGGUGGAUAUCAUGGUACCACCCCGCGUACAAAAAGAAGUCAGACAAAAGUUGAAAGAAGCUAAACUGCCCUACGACAUUGAAAUCCUGGACUUGCAGAAGGCAAUUAAAAACGAGAAUCCCAUCGUCAACGCCAGUGCCACCAAUCGUAAUGCAGCUCACCAAAUGGACUGGACCAGGUACCACCGACUGGACGAUAUUUACGUCUACCUCAAAUACUUGGCCGACACUUACCCGUGUCAUGUCGAGUUGAUUAAUAUCGGUACCUCGUACGAAGGACGGCCGCUCUACGUUGUUCACAUCUCCAAUUCGACUUCUGCCCACACACCUGCAAUUUGGAUCGAUGGAACAUUUCACGCUCGAGAAUGGAUCUCACCUGCGGUGGUGACUUACAUUAUUCAACAGCUCGUUGAAGAUCCGGCAAACUUGAAACUCUUGCAAAAUGUCGACUGGUACAUUAUGCCCGUUGUGAAUCCUGAUGGUUAUGAGUACUCACAUGUGAGCAGUCGACUAUGGCGAAAAACUCGUUCACCAUCGCAAGUGGAAUCAGGAAGGUGUCAAGGUGUUGAUCCUAAUCGUAAUUUUGACUUUAAGUGGGGUGGUGCAGGCUCAAGCAGUAAUCCGUGCUCUCAAGUAUACAAGGGACCUAAAGCCUUUUCCGAGCCAGAGACUCUCGCCUAUGCAAAUUUCAUCAGCAGUAUUUCCUAUAAAACCAAACUUUACCUAAGUCUUCACAGCUCUGGUCAGAAGAUUAUGCUUCCUUGGGGUUACGAUCGAAUUGUACCACACAAUUUCGACGAAAUGUUGGCACUGGCCCAGAAUGCCGCUUGUAAAUUCAAGCUAUUUAAUUACAAAGUUGGAAACAAGGUCGAUCUUCUCUACCGUGCUUCAGGUAACUCGGCAGAUUGGGCCGCAUCUAUUGGAAUCGAAUACGUCUACUCCGUCGAGCUUCCAAUUAGAGGAUUUGUCUUACCUGCCUCAAACAUUAUACCGGUGAGCCAAGACUUCUUCCGGGCUAUGGAUGUUUUCGCUGACAAAGUAUCCACUCUCACUGUGGUUGUUAAAUAAAUACCGGUACCUCAAUUGUUACACUGAUCUGAUUUGACCAAAUGACCAAUUCUCACCCUAUUAUUUAUUAAAUUGUUAAUCAUAUAAAUUAUUUAAACCGUUUCCCAACUGAAUUUCAAGAUGCUCUGUUAAUGUAAAGAUAGAGACCUUGAAUAAAAUCAUUUGUGUUAAAA